Vitis riparia (riverbank grape) is the source of this 2169-nucleotide messenger RNA. RefSeq names its product probable purine permease 11. Gene Ontology annotation, cellular component: membrane. The transcript has 2 exons. The record is from RefSeq and is a predicted model, not a curated record. Lineage: Eukaryota; Viridiplantae; Streptophyta; Magnoliopsida; Vitales; Vitaceae. Bases 362 to 1516 code for a protein of 384 amino acids. Gene Ontology annotation, molecular function: purine nucleoside transmembrane transporter activity.
GGGAGGAGGCUCCUCCUCACGGGUGGUCUCGGGUACUGAUGUGAGCUAUACGCAUACCCAGUUGGCAGUUGCAUUGAUUCUCAAAUGACAGCCAAACUUGCUGCAGCAGUUGGCAAAAGAUGUCAAAACACAAGUGUCCAUACAUUUUCCUCCAUCGAGGACAAAACAAAUUAACGCAUAUCGCAAGCCAAAGCUUCAUGCCAUUGGAAGUUAACAGACCUCAGCACCUAAGAAGAGAUUCCAGAAACAGAAGCUGCUCCUACUGCUCCAUUUGUUUUCUCAGACCUCAGCACCUAAGAAGAGAUUCCAGAAACAGAAACUUCUCCUACUGCUCCAUUUGUUUUCUCCUGGGUUUGUUCAAAUGAAUGAAGAUCAAGCUCCGCAAUACAGAUUGCUAGUUAAAGAAGUUGAAGAGCCUGAGCUAGUGAAGGGAACAACAAUUCUUGAUCAACCACCAUCUCUUAGACUCAGACCUUGGCAAUGGUGGAUCUUGGUCACCCUCAACAUCACCUUCCUUCUCAUCGGACAAUGUGGUGCCGUCAUCCUAGGUAGAUUCUAUUAUGACCAAGGUGGAACAAGUAAAUGGAUGGCAACACUAGUCCAAACCGCAGCAUUCCCCAUCUUCUAUAUCCCAUUCUUCUUCUUUCCUUCCCCCAAAAAUCUUCCUGUUACCACAACCGCUGCAGCCAUCCUUGACAGGCCUUCUAUUCCUAUGCUCUCCUUGAUUUACUUCUUCCUUGGUGCUCUCCUAGCUGGUGACAACAUGUUGUAUUCGAUUGGCCUUCUGUACCUUCCUGUAUCUACUUACUCUCUCAUAUGCACAACUCAGUUGGCCUUCAAUGCAAUUUUUUCUUUCUUCAUCAAUUCUCAGAAGUUCACCCCUUGGAUAAUCAAUUCUCUAGUCCUCCUGACUUUAUCAGCUUCCCUUGUCGCAGUAAAUUCCGAUCCCAUUGAGCAUAAAGGGGUGUCAAAAGGAAAGUAUGCGCUUGGUUUCAUCUGCACUCUAGGUGCAUCAGCAUGUUACUCGCUAUUGCUUUCUCUAAUGCAGUUAUCCUUUGAAAAAGUUUUGAAGAGGGAAACGUUGUCAGUGGUACUGGAAAUGCAGAUCUAUACAUCCCUUGUUGCUACAUUUAUUUCCAUAGGAGGCUUAUUUGCCAGUGGGGAAUGGAGGGACUUGAGGGAUGAAAUGGAGAGUUUCAAGGAGGGGAGAGUUCUUUAUUUUAUGACUUUGGUUGGGGCAUCUUUGGCUUGGCAGGUUUCAUCUAUUGGAGUAGUGGGGCUAAUUUUUGUGGUGUCCUCCCUUUUCGCCAAUGUUAUUAGUACAUUGGCGUUGCCUCUUGUUCCAGUUGCUGCAGUGCUCUUUUACCGUGAGACAAUGAAUGGGGCAAAGGUGGUGGCAAUGUUAUUGGCAAUUUGGGGAUUCGCCUGGUAUCUGUACCAGCAUUAUCUUGAUGGGAAUGAACCAAGGGUGAAAGAGAUGAGUUCUAAUGAAGUCUUCGAUGAGUCUAGUUCUUGACUGCAGUGCUGUUUGUUCACGAGUUCUGCAGCAGGUUGAAGCUUGGGAAAAACAUAGUUUCUCUAUGGAAGUGGCAAUAAAACCUAGUUAAUUAUUUCUAGGCCAGCCACAUUAUAUACAUAGCUAUAUAUGCUGCCUGUCAACUACAUAUUCAAUAUUGUACAUUGGAGGAUAUGUAUAUUUACAACCUCUGCAGCUUAGAAGCUUCAACAAAUAUAUUUUCUCCAUUAGUCUUCCAAUCUUGUCCCUGCAGUUCAAUCGGCAAGUUUCAUCUCCAUGAUAUAACAAAGCCCAGGGAUGUUACUGCAGACGGACCCAUCAGAAUGCCCAUUUAUCUAGUUUUCUAUUCUAUAUCUUUUGAAGUUUGAAGAUGAGAAAAGAGGAAGAUGAGAAAAGAGGAAACUGAAUGUUACCACACCCAAGCAACAUCACUGUAAGCAUGCGUUGUGGUCACAUCCGCAGCCAUAGGCCUCAAAGGGGGACGAACUGGGGGUAGCUUGAUUGAGAAGGUCUAUAUCCUACAAUUGAGGAGAAUGGAUCUUGCGACAAUCCUCAAUAACAUCUUUUCAAUUAUUGACUUUUUCCAUCUUCCCUUUCAUGGCCACCACGUCUGAACAAAUUUUCUUUAAAAGCAGACUAGACCCUUUUGGACC